This is a messenger RNA of Columba livia (rock pigeon), 2640 nucleotides long. Its product is annotated as olfactory receptor 14A16-like. Gene Ontology annotation, biological process: G protein-coupled receptor signaling pathway. Gene Ontology annotation, cellular component: membrane. Lineage: Eukaryota; Metazoa; Chordata; Aves; Columbiformes; Columbidae. The record is from RefSeq and is a predicted model, not a curated record. Gene Ontology annotation, molecular function: G protein-coupled receptor activity; olfactory receptor activity; odorant binding. The transcript has a single exon. The coding region runs from base 1141 to 2106 and encodes 321 amino acids.
ACACUCUGUAGCAGGGCUUCCCUGCUACAUCAUGAGAGGAGAAAGGCAUAGCAACUGCCUUCUCUGAGAGAUAGCUGCAUCAGUGUGAAGCUGGGGGUGCAGGAUGGGUGCCCAGGGCUGUCCUGCAGAGCAGGGUCCCUGCACCCCAGGACUGUGUGCUGGGCAGGGACUCUGCCGCCUGCCAGGGUCAGUACUGAACCUGCCCAGGGAGAUCCCCACGGUGCUGUGAGGAGAAGCUGUGUGUGGAAGAGGCAACCCCUGGCAGGACACGCAGGGUCCUGCUGUUCAGAGGGUGCUGCAUGGGACAGCACUGCUGACAGCUCCAAAUUACCCCCAGGGUAUUUCCAAGGGGACUUUUCAAGAAGAAGGUCAAAAUGGAGAUUAUCUAAAAGGGAAGGAGUCUGUGCUCUGAAUUUUCUGCUCUUGGUUGGAUCAGAGUGCAAUGGGAGUUAAUAUUUUAUUCUUCUCCUCUGGAGAAGGCACUCAGAUCCCAGUUCUCUUUAGGAUAUUCUGACUUGCCCCUGAUUCACUGCCCAUAAAGAGAUGCUUCUGGUCAGGGCUCCACUGCCAGAGGGGUCUGCAGGGCAGAGCUGAGCAGACAGUAAGUGAGAUGGGGACUAUGAGCACAAACAGGGAUGAAACAUGGGGAGAGAGAAGCAGCUCCUGGCAGGGACAGCUCCAGACAUCAGGGACGGGAGUAGGAACGGAGAAGGAGCUGCUGACAGAAAUGCUGUUGGAAGACAAAAUUCAGGCACGUCCCUGCCAUCCACCACAGUGCAGACACUUUCCUGGAGCAAUUUCCAGGUCUCACACCCAGCAUAGCAUCUGCCCCCAGGGUCGUGAGGUUUCAGGCUGAGUCCUCUUGGAAGCGUGACCCCAAAGAAGAGAAAUUCCUGAGUACCUGUCUGUCUGUCCCUGUCUUUCCUGCCUUGACAGGAACAUUGGGAUACUUGUGUGUUCACAGCAGAGCUCCCUGCUCCCAGAGACACAGUCAGUCAGCACAGAGCAGAGCUCAUGAAAGGGCCAAGGCAGUCUAGGGGAUUUGCAUGAGAAAUUGAAUAGAUUUUCCUCAAAGAACUCUGCCCUAACUGCUCACUGCCUUUUCCUACUUGGACAGGUCAUCAUGACCAGGGGCAGAAGAUGUCCAAUAGCAGCUCCAUCACCCUGUUCCUCCUCAUGGAGUUUGGAGAUACAAAGGAGCUGCAGCUCUUGCACUUCUGGCUCUUCCUGGGAACCUACUUGGCUGCUUUCCUUGCCAACAGCAUCAUCAUCAUCACCAUAGCCUGGGACCAGCACCUCCACACCCCCAUGUACUUCUUCCUGCUCAACCUCGCCCUCCUCGACCUGGGCUGCAUCUCCACCAUUGUCCCCAAAUCCAUGGCCUGUUCCCUCUGGAACACCAGGGCCAUUUCCUACAUAGGAUGUGCUGCACAGCUCUUUCUGUUUGUGUUUUUCAUUUCAGCAGAGUACUUUCUUCUCACAGUCAUGGCCUAUGACCGCAAUGUUGCCAUCUGCAAACCCCUGCACUACGGGACCCUCCUGGGCAGCAGCGCUUGUGUCCACAUGGCAGCAGCUGCCUGGGCCACUGGGUUUCUCAAUGCUCUGCUGCACACGGCCAAUACAUUUUCACUGCCCCUGUGCAAGGGCAAGGCUGUGGACCAGUUCUUCUGUGAAAUCCCCCAGAUCCUCAAGCUCUCCUGCUCAGAUGCCUACCUCAGGGAAUUUAGACUUCUCAUGUUUAUUGCUAUUGUCUAUUUGGGGUGUUUUGUGUUCAUUGUGGUGUCCUAUGUGCAGAUCUUCAGGGCCGUGCUGAGGAUCCCCUCUGAGCAGGGACGGCACAAAGCCUUUUCCAUGUGUCUCCCUCACCUGGCCGUGGUCUCCCUGUUUUUUAUCACUGUCAUAUUUUCCUAUCUGAAGCCCCUCUCUUUCUCCUCCCCAUCCCUGGAUCUGGUGGUGUCUGUUCUGUACUCAGUGGUGCCUCCAGCAGUGAACCCCCUCAUCUACAGUAUGAGGAACAAGGAGCUCCAGGAUGCAGUGUGGAAACUGGUGACUGGAUGCCUGCCAGAAGCUACAAAGUGUCUAUGUUCUUCAACAUAUGACACAUAACAUAACUCAUCUCACUGUCUCCAUGUCACCAAACCUGUCAGAGUUCAGGGAGCAUCUGGAGGAUGCUCUUAGUCAUAUGGUUUAGGUCAUCCUGCAAGGACCAGGGAGUUGGACUUAAUGAUAUAUAUGGAUCCCUUUCAGCUGGUGAUGUUCUAUGACUCUGUGACCUGCAAAGUUGCUGAGGGUGUACUGUGUAUAUAAUUUAUUAAGAUAUUAAACAGUAUUCAUCCCAGAAUGGACAAUUGACAGAAACUGCUCAUUCCUUGUUUUCACUUGAACAUGAGUUAUUGACUGUUUUGACACAGCCAUCCAGUCAGUUCCUUAUCCAUCUAUCCAUCACACCAAUAUCUCAGCAAUUUUUUGGUGGGGGCUGCAUGGAAAGUCUUAUAGUAACCCAGACAGAUGACAUUCAUAGCUCUUCCCUUGUCUACUGAUGCAGUCACUCCUUCAGAGGAGUCCACUACCUUAGUCAGGCACAAUUCACCCUUGGUUCAGCCUUGUGAACUGUCUCUAAUCACCUCUGUGUGUUCCAUA